UGUUGGGUGUAGGGACCACUGUGUGCCGCGGUUCGGCUUCGGAUCGGUAUCUUUGCGCACGGCUUUGGUGAUACUUUCUGCCUGGGAAACCCACUGUUAUUUUAACUUAAGACAAGUGCCGAAAUGGGAACCAAGCAUCGUGAAUCUAACUGGGAAUAUCAGUCGGUGGAGUAGUGGCAUGUGGAGUUAAACGAACCGCACUGAUCUUUGCUACUCUCCCCAGCGCAUCUUCUACUCUGUUCAUAUCUACCAGAUGGGUUAAUUGUACAGUUUUCCCAGCAGUUUGCGUCAUUCUUGGUACCUUACGCGCUUUGCAGUGAAAUAUCCCUCCCAUUGAUUUAAAUGGAAUUUUGGAAAAGAGCAAUAAAUCCCUUUUUGAUUUCUCUCGCUGAACUCUAUAAAUGAGUCUUUUUCAGACCGCGUCCGCCUCUGGGCAAAGCGAUUCUCAAUGGCAAACUCAAGUACAUAUCACCCGCCACUGAAUUUACUGGAAAUACAACUUAUUUGCCUUUUCUGUUUAUUUAUAUGUAUGUAGCCUAUUUUUUCUGUUCGCGAAGUUUGUAGGCUAAUUCGCGGAAAAGUCUAAACACGGAUCAACAUGAAAACUAAAGCUCUAUAUUGACAUCUUCCUGGCGAUACAGAAUAAAGUUUCAAAUCAGAUCAAAUUAUUUUGAAAUCUCAAAUGGGCUUCCUAGUCAGUUCUACAGUAAGCAUAUUGUCCAAACUUCAGCGUACCUCAAAGGCAAAAAAGUUAUUUAGUGUACAUAUGUUUUUAUGAGAGCACCAAGAAGAGAUGUUCGGGAAAAAAUAGUCUAUAACUAUUCUACUGUGGACUAUUCAAUUCUAAAUUACGCGCCUUUUGCGAAGUUGGUUAUAACUCUGACACAUGGUGGGGUGACAUUUUAGUGCAUUUUGGUGCCGAAGGCCGUGUUCAGCUGCCUCACUGACUGCACCAUGCGGACCAUAGUGCUGCUGAUGGGGGCGAAGGCAGCCUGUCUGCUCUUGGCAGCGGCGCUCGCUGGCACCGGGGCGGACGUCAGUAGCGGCCGGUGGUGGGGAAUCAUAAACAUGGCUUCCUCUGCUAACCACCUCACUAAUUCAAAGAGUGGACAGAUGUUUCUGGACCCCAGCUUAGCACUGCUGAACCGUCGCCAGCGGCGUCUGAUCCGGCAGAACCCUGGCGUGCUCUCCUCCAUCGUGGCCGGCCUGCAGACUGCCAUCAAGGAGUGCCAGUGGCAGUUUCGCAACCGGCGGUGGAACUGCCCAACCACGCAGGGCCCUGCUAUCUUCGGCAAAAUCGUCAGCCGGGGUUGUCGGGAGACGGCGUUCAUCUUUGCGAUCACCAGCGCGGGGGUCAUGCACGCGGUGGCACGCUCCUGCUCAGAGGGGACCAUCGAGACCUGCACGUGUGACCAUCGCUGGCCCGGACCCGGGGGCCCAGACUGGCACUGGGGGGGCUGCAGCGACAACGUGGAGUUCGGCCGCGCUUUCAGCCGGGAGCUGGCAGACUCCAGCGAGAGAGGCAGCGACCUGCGCUACCUCACCAACCUGCACAACAACGAGGCGGGCAGGGCGACGGUGGAAUCCGGGAUGCGGCGGGAAUGCAAAUGCCACGGCAUGUCAGGCUCCUGCUCACUGCGGACCUGCUGGAUGCGGCUUCCAGGCCUCCGCACCGUCAGCGACCUGCUGAAGGACCGCUUCGAUGGAGCCUCGUGUGUCGUCUACGCCAACCGCGGCAGCAACCGCGGCAGCAACCGGGCCUCCAACAGGGCCGGCCCGCACCACCUGGAGCCCGAGGACCCCGCCCACAAGCCUCCCUCAGUCGGGGACCUGGUCUACUUCGAGAAGUCGCCCAGUUUCUGCUCGCGUAACAGGAAAACAGGCAGCCUGGGUACUCUGGGGCGGAGCUGCAACAGCUCGUCGGCAGGGCUGGACGGGUGCGAGCUGCUAUGCUGUGGGCGGGGCUACAGGGCACACGCUGAGAGCGUGGUAGAAAGGUGCCACUGCACAUUCCACUGGUGCUGCCAUGUCAGCUGCCUGAACUGCACCAGCACACGGAUCUCGCACCAGUGUCUCUGAGAGGU
Messenger RNA from Paramormyrops kingsleyae, 2084 nucleotides. RefSeq names its product protein Wnt-1-like. Gene Ontology annotation, cellular component: extracellular region. NCBI's taxonomy places the organism in Eukaryota, Metazoa, Chordata, Actinopteri, Osteoglossiformes, Mormyridae. Gene Ontology annotation, biological process: cell fate commitment; canonical Wnt signaling pathway; multicellular organism development. The record is from RefSeq and is a predicted model, not a curated record. Gene Ontology annotation, molecular function: frizzled binding; cytokine activity.